GGUAUGCAUCAUCAUUUAGAUCUUCAAAACUUAUUUGACGACAGUUUAUCCAUUCCCAGGACUAGUGUCAUUUACGUUAUAAUAUAAUCAGAAAUUCUUUAACUAAGAUUAUAAAGAAUUAAAUAAUAAGUUAUAAAAUUUAAAAUUUUGACUGAACAAUUUUUAAAUUAAAAAAUAGUUCAAAAAUACUCGACAUUGGCUAACCAAAAUUACGAGAUUAAUCGUUUGUUAAUAAAUAACUUAAUGAUAUUCUAAAAUGGAUAAAACCCCUUCAACCAGCGGAUCGAAUCCAGGGCCUUCAGAAGCUAGCAAUGAAACAACGUUUAAAACCACUUUUGUGUGCCAAAGUAGAAAUGAACUAGUCACAUCAAGUAUUUUUUGCAUAAAAAAUGUGCCAGGUUUGAGUUGCUAUCUGACUGUUAAAUGGGAGGAUACGGGAAAAUUACAGUUAAGAAUAGUGAAAAAUCAUAUUAAAUCAGCAGCAGCAACGAUUGAAUUUUCAACGGAGGGAGUACCCCCUCUAAUCAUGGAUCUGAGUGAUUGGAAAGAUGUGCAUGUUACUGAAUUUCCACUUUCUCGUCAUUGUAUCUAUUCUUAUGCUAAUGUACCGAGAUAUGAUUUAGAAGUAAUUUGUUCAGUAAUUUGGUACGGAUUUACAGAUGAACUAUACAAUCCAGCUUUAUAUAAACAUAUGGAACAUUAUUUUAAAAAUACCGAAUUCAGUGACGUUGUCAUAAAAGUAAAAGACAAAGAGUUUCCUGCUCACAAAAUGGUUUUAGCAAGUCACAGUCCAGUGUUGAGGACUAUGCUCACUACGGACAUGAAAGAAUCCAAUGAGAAUUGUAUAACUUUCCAAGAUUUCAAUGAAGAUCUUGUAAAUGAAUUGCUUACGUAUUUCUAUACAGGAAAAUUAGAGAAAGCUAACGAUGAUUACAAUAUGGCUCUAAAGUUGCUCGAGUUUGGAGGAAUGUAUCAGGUUAAUGAGCUAAAAAAUAUCUGUGGCUUGAUUUUAGGUAAUAAUUUAAAGCUUGAUAAUGUACUGAUUUUAUUGGAGUAUGCUCGGAUUCAUGAGUGUCAGAUACUGAAACAACGAGCUAUUGCAUUUAUUAUACUCAAUAGAAAGCAAUUAUUUGUUUGAAAAUAAUAUCAUACACUAAUUAACUAAUCUUAAUCAAUAAUAAUUAACAGACUUUAUUUUUUCAAUUAAUCACUUUUUGCAUUUUUAUAAAACUGAAAUCUUGUUAAAUGUUUCACGAUAAUUAAAAAAACAUUUCUC
Microplitis mediator is the source of this 1276-nucleotide messenger RNA. Its product is annotated as TD and POZ domain-containing protein 1-like. Gene Ontology annotation, biological process: proteasome-mediated ubiquitin-dependent protein catabolic process; regulation of proteolysis. Lineage: Eukaryota; Metazoa; Arthropoda; Insecta; Hymenoptera; Braconidae. The transcript has 2 exons. The record is from RefSeq and is a predicted model, not a curated record. Bases 257 to 1138 code for a protein of 293 amino acids. Gene Ontology annotation, cellular component: cytoplasm. Gene Ontology annotation, molecular function: ubiquitin protein ligase binding.